Molecule: messenger RNA, 276 nt
Organism: Papilio xuthus (Asian swallowtail)
Lineage: Eukaryota; Metazoa; Arthropoda; Insecta; Lepidoptera; Papilionidae
Product: UPF0329 protein ECU05_1680/ECU11_0050-like
Exons: 1
Source: RefSeq, a predicted model, not a curated record
ACAGAACAGAACAGAACAGAACAGGACAGAAGAGGACAGAAGAGAAGAGAAGAGAACAGAAGAGAAGAGAACAGAAGAGAAGAGAACAGAAGAGAAGAGAACAGAACAUAAGAGAACAGAGAAGAGAACAGAAGAGAACAGAAGAGAACAGAAGAGAACAGAGAAGAGAACAGAGAAGAGAACAGAGAAGAGAACAGAGAAGAGAAGAGAACAGAAGAGAACGGAACAGAACAGAAGAGAACAGAGGAGAACAGAAGAGAAGAGAACAGCACAUAA